This is a messenger RNA of Etheostoma cragini (Arkansas darter), 1013 nucleotides long. Its product is annotated as general transcription factor IIF subunit 2-like. The transcript has 8 exons. The coding region runs from base 133 to 894 and encodes 253 amino acids. The record is from RefSeq and is a predicted model, not a curated record. Gene Ontology annotation, biological process: transcription initiation at RNA polymerase II promoter; transcription by RNA polymerase II. Lineage: Eukaryota; Metazoa; Chordata; Actinopteri; Perciformes; Percidae. Gene Ontology annotation, cellular component: transcription factor TFIIF complex.
GGAAGUUUUAUUUUGAAGUUAUUCUAAUUAAUUGGGCACUCCUGACUAAAUUGAGGCGUUUACACGUACCCUGCUAACGUUAGUUCUUGUUAACCGUGGACAGUUUUUUGAAACUCUGACAACAUUUAAACCAUGUCUGACAAAACGGAGGUUAAUCUAACUGGAGUCAAGCAAAGUAAAGGCGUGUGGCUUGUCAAGGUCCCAAAGUAUUUAUCUCAGCAAUGGGACAAGGCCACGGAAAAGGGGGAAGUUGGAAAGAUUACCAUUGGAAAGAAGCAAGGCAAAACAGAGGUACGUUUCAGUCUGAAUGAGGAGCUGACAGCACUGGGAGAUGUGGGGGAAAAGGAUGCAUCACUGCAGGUCCCAAGGGAUCAUUCCUUCACAAUGCACACAGUGGAUGGACAGACCAUGGCUGUCUUCAGCCAGAGCAGUGCAGAUGAAAUCAGUCUGGAGGGGAUGGUGGUGCACAGAGCUGAAUGCAGACCGGUCGUCAGUGACAACUACAUGAAGCUGAAGAAGCUGCAGAUUAAAGCAUCCACCAAGCCUCAGCGUCUGUCACAGCAGCUGGAGAGAGCCGUCACUACCGUCUUCAAGCCUGUGGCCAAUCACGAUUUCAAUGUGGAGCACGAGAAGAAGAAGAAGUCGGAGGGGAAGAUGGUGAGGGCCGAGCGGCAGGUCGUGUUGGACAUGCUCUUCUCUGCCUUUGAGAAGCACCAGUAUUACAACAUUAAGGACUUGGUGGACAUCACCAAACAACCUGUGACUUACCUGAAAGAAAUUAUGAGGGAAAUUGGGACGUACAACAGCAAGGGGGCUCACAAAAGCACCUGGGAGUUGAAGCCAGAGUACCGCCACUACCAGUCUGCUGAGGAAGAGGAGAUGCAGACGACCUAGUGCCUGUUGAGAUUCUUCUGACUGACUCCAUGAAAAUACUGUUUAUUAGUUAUGCAGGCAGUGUGUGAUGUUUUUGAGUUCAUAAUAUUUAAGUUGAGAUUGUGUGGAAGUUGUCUAUG